Molecule: messenger RNA, 4635 nt
Organism: Nelumbo nucifera (sacred lotus)
Lineage: Eukaryota; Viridiplantae; Streptophyta; Magnoliopsida; Proteales; Nelumbonaceae
Product: putative serine/threonine protein kinase IREH1
Biological process (GO): peptidyl-serine phosphorylation; intracellular signal transduction
Molecular function (GO): protein serine/threonine kinase activity; ATP binding
Source: RefSeq, a predicted model, not a curated record
UUUAUCUUUUAUGUUCACUGUCUGCUACGAUGUUUACUGAUUGAUAAGUGAGAAAUUUUAGGAUUUUCAGACACCCUUCCACCUACUUUUUCUUCCCCGCUCCUACUUCAUUCUUCUUCUUAACGAUCUCCGAGAUUAGGUUGAUUUGUCUGAGUACAAGUCAGUGGUCUUCCAUGCCUCGUUCAGCAGUCCUAGCAGAGAUAUCUAAAACAAGACCCAAAUAAAAAUGGUGUUCAAGGUGAGAUUUUUCUCCUCCAAGAAAUCAGAUACUUCAAGCCCGGAUAGGUCGAACAGCCCCAAAACCCUAAGUCCAAAUUCACCCAUUAGAUCCGAGAAGAAGAAGGUCAAAUCCACAAAGGAUGAGCAGCAGUUCGGUGGUAGUGGCGGAAACUUCGAUAUUGCGUGUCGUCAGACUCAGGUCAAAGAUGGCAGGGAGCAGCAGCAGCAGCAUCAGGAGCAACAGCAACAAUUGCAGCAGCAGCAGCAGAAGAAGAAGAAGGAGAUCAAGGGUAAAGAAGUUCAAACUCCAUUGAAGUCGACUACAGCGGUGGUUUCUGGUUUUCCGUCGAAACCGCGGAAAAUCCCUGAGGUGAAAGAGGGGCCUUCGGCGGUUUCACCAAUUCUGGCAUCAUCGCUUGGGUUGAAUCGGAUAAAGACGAGAUCAGGGCCAUUACCUCAGGAUAGCUUCUUUGGGUUUCGUGGAGACAAGGGGUCCACUCUUGGUGGUAGAAACUUAUCGAGGCUGGCUGCUGAUGGGUGUUCUCCUUCGACUUCUUCAACGGCAUCUGCGGGGAGUAACACAGGCAAAAAGGAGGUCCACAAUUUUAGUAAAAUGGUUCCUCAGAAUAAUGCUUCUCCUGAUAGUUGGGUCGGUAGUGGCAGCAAUUAUGAUAGCAUUUCGACUGAGGGUGCACAGUCAAGAGACCAGAGUCCUAGUGUACCAGUUAGGUCCUGUCUACGGAAUGGAGAAUCAUCGAGUGAAAUGGGGCGAUAUGAUUCGUCAUGGGAACAAAAUGGUGCUUUAAGAAGUUCAGACAUGUGUACUCCAGAUGCACAGACUUCAAAUGAUUGUGACAUGCCAAAGGAGUCUGAAUCUCCACGUUUUCAAGCACUACUUCGGGUUACAAGUGCUCCUAGGAAAAAGUUUCCUGGUGAUAUAAAAAGCUUCUCCCAUGAAUUGAACUCUAAAGGUGUACGGCCUUUUCCAUUUUGGAAGCCCCGGGGCUUAAAUAACUUGGAGGAGGUUUUGGUUGUAAUACGGGCAAAAUUUGACAAAGCAAAGGAAGAAGUGGACUCUGAUCUGGCUAUUUUUGCAGGAGAUCUUGUUGGAAUUCUAGAAAAAAAUGUAGAAACCCAUCCCGAGUGGCAGGAAAUCAUUGAAGAUUUGUUGGUUUUGGCACGGCGUUGUGCUGUAAUGUCACCUGGUGAGUUUUGGCUUCAGUGUGAAGGCAUAGUUCAGGAUUUGGAUGAUCAACGCCAAGAACUUCCCAUGGGCAUGCUGAAGCAGUUGCACACACGGAUGCUUUUCAUUCUUACCAGGUGUACACGAUUGUUGCAGUUUCAUAAGGAAAGUGGAUUUGCAGAGGAUGAGCAACUUCUUGGUCUUCAUCAAUGUAGAAUGAUACAUUCUGCUGAUAAACGAGUUUCAUCAGGCACAGGAAGGGAUGGGAAGACUUUUAGUGCUGCAAGGGGCUCAAAGGCAGCAUUUAAUAGGAAAUUUUAUAGUCAAGAGCAACAUGGCUUGGAUUGGAAGAGAGAACAUGCAAUACAACCCAUAACUUUGCUCUCACCCCCUGAUGUAGAAACUAAAAAGAAUAUUCAAUCACUUUCAAGCAGGGAAUGUAUAGCUUCUUCAAAGAAACUCCCUUCUCUUGUAGCAAAAUAUCAGAAGGAUUCUGUCCCAAUGAAGGAUGGACAGUAUGGCAUCAAGAUUGAUUCCUUGAACAUGUCAAACAACAGGAAAGAAAAUUAUGAUACAGAUCUGGCUGCUAUUAGGCCUUCUGAACUUCCUUCUAGCAAGGAUUUUACUGCAUAUUCUUCUGUUCUUUCCAAGCACCAGAAAAAGGUUUCUUGGGGCUACUGGGGAGAUCAACAGAAUAUUGCUGAUGAAAGUUCUAUAAUUUGUCGCAUUUGUGAGGAGGAGGUUCCAACAUUUCAUGUGGAAGACCAUUCAAGAAUCUGUGCUAUUGCAGAUAGAUGUGACCAGAAAGGUUUAAGUGUUAAUGAGCGUCUCAUCAGGAUUGCUGAAACUCUUGAGUCCUUUUCACAAAAGGAUUUGCACAAUGCAAUUGGAAGCCCAGAUGUUGCAAAAGUUUCAAACUCAAGUAUCACUGAAGAAUCUGAUACUCCAUCUCCAAAACACAGUGAUUGGCCCCGUAGGGGCUCUGGGGACAUGCUUGAUUGCUUCACAGAAGCUGAUGAUUCUUUUGUGAUGGAUGACCUAAAGGGUCUAUCAUUUAUGUCAUGUAAAACUCGUUUUGGUCUAAAAUCUGAUCAAGGAAUGGCAACAUCAUCUGUGGGUAGCAUGACUCCUCAAUCUCCAAUAUUGAUGCCAAUAAUUAGCCAGAUAGACUUGCUAUUAGCUGGAAAGGGUGCAUACUCUGAACUUGAAGAUCUUCCACAGAUGAAUGAACUUGCGGAUAUUGCUCGGUGUGUGGCAAAUACACCCAUAGAUGAUGAUCAAUCCACACAGUAUCUGGUCUCCUGUCUUGAAGACUUAAAAGUUGUAGUUGAACAUAGGAAGUUGGAUGCGCUUACGGUGGAGACAUUUGGAACACGGAUAGAGAAAUUGCUUAGGGAGAAAUACUUGCAGCUUUGUGAGUUAGUUGAUGAUGAGAAGAUUGAUAUAACAAGUACAACCAUAGAUGAAGAUUCCCCUUUAGAAGAUGAUGUUAUUCGCAGCUUGAGAACGAGUCCUAUUCACUCUACCAAGGACCGCACCUCUAUAGAUGACUUUGAAAUAAUAAAACCAAUAAGCCGUGGGGCAUUUGGCCGAGUUUUCUUGGCAAAGAAGAGAACAACUGGUGAUCUUUUUGCUAUAAAGGUUCUUAAAAAGGCAGAUAUGAUCCGUAAGAAUGCUGUUGAGAGUAUUUUGGCAGAGCGUGACAUCUUAAUUUCGGUUCGCAAUCCUUUUGUGGUUCGUUUUUUCUAUUCUUUUACUUGUCGUGAGAAUCUGUAUCUUGUGAUGGAGUACUUGAAUGGGGGAGAUCUGUAUUCAUUAUUGAGAAAUUUAGGAUGCUUGGAUGAAGAUGUUGCUCGGAUAUAUAUAGCUGAAGUUGUGCUUGCUUUGGAAUAUUUACAUUCAUUACGUGUGGUUCAUCGUGAUUUGAAGCCUGAUAAUCUGUUGAUUGCACAUGAUGGUCAUAUCAAGUUGACGGACUUUGGGCUCUCAAAAGUUGGUCUUAUCAACAGCACUGAUGACUUAUCUGGUCCAGCCAUUAGUGGAACAUCUUUAUUUGGAGAAGAGGAGCCUCAGCUAUCUGCAUCUGGACACUUGCAUAACCGGGAAAGGCGGCAGAAACGUUCUGCUGUUGGCACACCUGAUUAUUUGGCACCAGAGAUACUCCUAGGAACUGGACAUGGUGCAACUGCAGAUUGGUGGUCUGUGGGUGUUAUUCUUUUUGAACUGAUUGUUGGUAUUCCGCCCUUUAAUGCAGAACAUCCACAAACAAUUUUCGACAAUAUACUCAAUCGUAAAAUACCUUGGCCCCGGGUUCCUGAAGAAAUAAGCCAUGAAGCACAAGAUUUAAUUGAUAGAUUACUGACAGAAGAUCCUGGUCAGAGACUUGGAGCUAAAGGCGCAUCAGAGGUGAAGCAACAUGUGUUCUUCAAAGACAUCAACUGGGACACACUUGCCAGGCAGAAGGCUGCAUUUGUCCCUGCUUCGGAAAGUGCUCUUGAUACAAGCUACUUCACAAGUCGGUACUCCUGGAAUCCAUCAGAUGGUUGUGUUUAUGCUGCCAGUGAAUUUGAGGAUUCUAGUGACUGUGGCAGUAUAAGUGGCAGCAGCAGUUGCCUAAGCAACGGUCAAGAUGAACAGGCAGAUGAAUGUGGAGGUCUUGCUGAGUUCGAGCCUAGCUCAUCAGUGAAUUACUCAUUUAGUAAUUUUUCAUUUAAGAAUCUCUCUCAGCUUGCAUCAAUCAACUAUGAUUUGCUUACCAAGGGUCUCGAGGAUGAACCAUCAACAAACCAUGGUGUAUGAUUCUUCCAGCUUCUCAAUCGAGAAGCAGUGGUAGGCUCUAAUAUUUGAUGAUGAUAGAAGCUUCAGGGAUCCCAUUGACUUCGAUAGUUGUUUGUACAGCCUGUAAAUAGAUAGAAGCUCGAGAUUACAAUUUCUGGGAUGUGCUCUUUCCUCGUACAGGCUACUGCUUCACAUUUCAGGACUCUUGACUUUUAGUCCGAAUCAUCUGUUUGGUUUGUGAACCUCUUGUACAUUAGUUACCUUCCCUUGGGACCGAAACCUAGUGGUUUUCUCCAUUGUAGCAAUGAGAACACAUCCCUAGAUGUUUACUUAUUUGAGAGCUGUGUAAUUAGCAUCUUAUAAGUUUCUUGUUACCUUUGAUGAGCCUCAUCUGAGGCAUUUCUGAAAAUUCUUGAGUAGAAAAUGGUUGGCAUCGGCAAAUUUUGUUUUGAUCC